This is a messenger RNA of Jaculus jaculus (lesser Egyptian jerboa), 1706 nucleotides long. Its product is annotated as low-density lipoprotein receptor-related protein 4-like. The transcript has 12 exons. Bases 153 to 1706 code for a protein of 517 amino acids. The record is from RefSeq and is a predicted model, not a curated record. Lineage: Eukaryota; Metazoa; Chordata; Mammalia; Rodentia; Dipodidae. Gene Ontology annotation, molecular function: calcium ion binding; protein binding.
ACCGGGCGCGAGGGUCGGCGCGGACCCGGGACGGUUCCCUCUCUCUCCCUCACCCCCGAUCCUACCCAUAGAGACCCUCCGCAGAGUCCCGCCGCCGCACCUUCCCGCGGGAUCCCCCGAGCCGGCGGGGAGCGCCGGCGGCCCCGGGCACCAUGAGGAGGCGGCGGUGGGGCGCCUGGCUGCUUGGCGCCCUGCUCUGCGCACACGGCCUAGCCAGCAGCCCAGAGUGUGCUUGUGGUCGGAGCCACUUCACCUGUGCGGUGAGCGCCCUCGGCGAGUGUACCUGCAUAUCCGCUCAGUGGCAGUGUGAUGGAGACAAUGAUUGCGGGGACCACAGCGACGAGGAUGGAUGUAUGCUGCCCACCUGUUCCCCUCUGGACUUCCACUGUGACAAUGGCAAAUGCAUCCGCCGCUCCUGGGUGUGCGAUGGCGACAAUGACUGUGAGGAUGACUCUGAUGAGCAGGACUGUCCCCCCCGUGAGUGCGAGGAGGAUGAGUUCCCCUGCCAGAAUGGCUACUGCAUCCGGAGCCUGUGGCACUGCGAUGGUGACAAUGACUGUGGAGACAACAGCGAUGAGCAGUGUGACAUGCGUAAGUGCUCGGACAAGGAAUUCCGCUGCAGCGAUGGGAGCUGCAUUGCUGAGCAUUGGUACUGUGAUGGUGACACGGACUGCAAAGAUGGCUCUGAUGAGGAGAACUGCCCCUCAGCAGUGCCCUCUCCUCCCUGCAACCUGGAGGAGUUCCAGUGUGCCUACGGCCGCUGCAUCCUUGACAUCUACCACUGUGACGGAGAUGAUGAUUGCGGAGACUGGUCGGACGAGUCCGACUGCUCCUCCCACCAGCCCUGCCGCUCUGGGGAGUUCAUGUGCGACAGUGGCUUGUGCAUCAAUGCGGGCUGGCACUGUGAUGGUGAUGCAGACUGUGAUGACCAGUCUGAUGAACGCAACUGCACCACCUCCAUGUGCACAGCAGAACAGUUCCGCUGUCGGUCAGGCCGUUGCGUCCGCCUGUCCUGGCGCUGUGACGGGGAGGAUGACUGUGCAGACAACAGUGAUGAAGAAAACUGUGAGAACACAGGAAGUCCCCAGUGCGCCUCUGACCAGUUUCUAUGUUGGAACGGUCGUUGCAUCGGGCAGAGGAAGCUGUGCAAUGGGGUCAAUGACUGCGGUGACAACAGUGACGAAAGCCCACAGCAAAACUGCCGGCCCCGGACGGGUGAGGAGAACUGCAGUGUGAACAACGGUGGCUGUGCUCAGAAGUGUCAGAUGGUACGGGGAGCCGUGCAGUGUACCUGCCACACAGGCUACCGGCUCACAGAGGAUGGGCACACGUGCCAGGAUGUGAAUGAGUGUGCUGAGGAGGGCUACUGUAGCCAGGGCUGCACAAACACUGAAGGCGCUUUCCAGUGCUGGUGUGAAGCAGGCUACGAGCUGCGACCCGAUCGGCGCAGCUGCAAGGCACUCGGGCCAGAGCCUGUGCUACUGUUCGCCAAUCGCAUCGACAUCCGGCAGGUGCUGCCGCACCGCUCCGAGUACACGCUGCUGCUCAACAACCUGGAGAACGCCAUCGCCCUUGACUUCCAUCACCAGCGGGAGCUGGUCUUCUGGUCUGAUGUCACCCUGGACCGCAUCCUCCGAGCCAACCUCAAUGGCAGCAGUGUGGAGGAGGUCGUGUCUACCGGGUUAGAGAGCCCAGGUAGGAAAUGA